AUGGCCUCUCUGGCACCACCAUCAUCUCCAUCGUCAAGGUCUUCCUUAUCUCAAGAAGAAACGGAUGCCCAGGAUAGGGAAUUACAAUUUGAUUAUCGUCCCGUCACCCCUUUGAGUAAUACCACACCUACUGUCGCCCAGCCUAUCCUCAUACCUACAACACCUGUCAGCCGGCGUGAUCCAGACCGCGUCCCGACUCCUGUAUCUGGUCGAGGCGACAGAAAGGGUCACCUCUUCCCAGUCAAAGCACUCUCUCCUACCAGACUAUCACACUUCGCAUCCGGUCAGGAAGACAUUUCUCAGACCUUACCUCCACCCAGCUUCGAUCACACAUAUCAUCGCAGAUCGUUGUCACUCACUCUCUCACCUCGGUCGCACCCUCUCGCCAUGAUGCAUGCGGAUCGUGCCAGUGCCCGUUAUACUCCUACUUCUCCUCUUUCGCCACGGUUAGACGGUAGCACCCGUCCCAUUUCUCCACAACCGUCCCGAACACGGCGCCAAGCCUCUCGACCAAUGAAUAUCCCUAUUCCCAAGUUCCAUCCGCUACAUUUCCAGCAAAGGGAUAUGCCAGCAGCUUCUACUGCGUCCUCCCACAACCCAAUCAUGAAUUUCACCAAGCAUACUUCCACCACCGAGUCCCAAAGGCUGAUGAAGGAACGUCAGCGCGACCUCAUAGAUAAAGCUAAGAUGUCUUCUCGCUUCGCUGCUUCUCCACAUGGUGUAAAGCCUGAUGCACCACGGCUCGAUCCUCUAGGCAGCCCCAAAGGACCUGUCACUCCACUUGCGCUCGAAGAAGGGGGCGAUUAUUUUCUCCUUGGAAGCAGUGGGGGAAAUUCACCCGUUGUUAGUCCAGCCUCCCGUAGCGAGGGAUCUGUGAAAGAUAUUGGAGAUGGUGCUCGGGUGAAGAAGGCAUCUAAGAAAGAUGGGCCCUGCCGAUAA
This is a messenger RNA of Endocarpon pusillum Z07020, 939 nucleotides long. RefSeq lists its product as uncharacterized. The coding region runs from base 1 to 939 and encodes 312 amino acids. The transcript has 2 exons. The record is from RefSeq and is a predicted model, not a curated record. NCBI's taxonomy places the organism in Eukaryota, Fungi, Ascomycota, Eurotiomycetes, Verrucariales, Verrucariaceae.